AUGGAACAAAACUUACUAAUUGAUUCUGAUCUUAGUGACGGUAAUAAUAAAUUUGGGUUAGACGCUGAUACCAAGCCAGAGGUGCUAUUUCAUAAUGAUAACGAUGAGUUCUGGCUGUUCGAUGAUGACAAUGAAGAAGAUAAAGAUAUUAAAAAGCUUUAUCGAGACCGGGAAGCUCGUCAACAUUUUAUCCUUCUUAGACUAUUUACCAUGCGUCUUUCCAAUAUAUCUGAUCAAGCAAAAAAUGGAUUAUUUAUUGCAUUUUCUAGAUCUAAUUCAUUUGGUGUAUUAGAACACAACGCAUUAUUGGAUGCUUUAGCUCAUCCUGUGAAAGGUUUAAAUUUUUUCGAAUAUGAUGAACUCGGGUUUGAUUUAAUAAACAAUGCAAAGUUUCAAUAA
Molecule: messenger RNA, 399 nt
Organism: Funneliformis caledonium
Lineage: Eukaryota; Fungi; Glomeromycota; Glomeromycetes; Glomerales; Glomeraceae
Source: the annotation of a GenBank genome assembly